CAUCCCGGCAUGCUGCUCGCUGAAUUACCCUUCAGAGGACAUCAUAUCAAAAGGACGGUAGAGGGAUAUUUGCGAGACGUUAUCAGCUACAGUCUGUUAAAUCUGAAGAUGGCUGAAGCAAUGCAGGAGAAGAUCAAGAACUACAGGACCGCUCCCUUUGAUGCCCGUUUCCCCAAUACGAACCAGACCCGCAACUGCUUCCAAAACUACCUUGACUUCCACAGGUGUAACAAGGCUCUCUCAGAGAAAGGCCAGGAUGUAGCUCCAUGUGACUGGUAUCAGAGGGUCUACAAGAGUCUUUGUCCAAUGAGCUGGGUCAGCAAAUGGGACGAGCAGAUUGAGAGCGGAAGCUUCCCUGGGAAGAUCUGACCGGCUGCACCGUGACCCUGUGCUAAUCGCUCAAUGACGCUCCAGCAUUCUUAACGUUCUGCCGUGGCAUUGGCCUGUGCUUAGUCAUCAUUUGUCCUCGUCUUCCACUUGGAAGUACAUGCCGGCUUUACGCCGUUUCUCCACCAGCUCGGUUUGGUGAGUUUUAGUGACUGCUGAACUGGCCAAACUGGGGUAGGAAGAUAUUCUUGAUUUUAUUUGUUAAAACUUGAGAACAAGUGUUGAUUGAACCCCGGCCAUUUUGUCAUUUUGUUGAUGUUUGUUACAGGAAUAAAGCUGUAAAGCUUAAUAAAGCUGGUCCGCUAACAUAA
Conger conger (European conger) is the source of this 698-nucleotide messenger RNA. RefSeq names its product cytochrome c oxidase subunit 6B1. The coding region runs from base 10 to 369 and encodes 119 amino acids. The record is from RefSeq and is a predicted model, not a curated record. The transcript is spliced from 4 exons. NCBI's taxonomy places the organism in Eukaryota, Metazoa, Chordata, Actinopteri, Anguilliformes, Congridae. Gene Ontology annotation, cellular component: respiratory chain complex IV; mitochondrion.